AUGGACGAGAACGCGAAACCUUUCUGUCUCCCGCACAACCAUCAGGAAGUCUACGUAGGCAGCAAAUAUUACGUGACAUGGAACCGGAAAUACUUCGCCGAGCACGCUAACAUAACCAUCAUCCUCAACUACGCCAACGAGACAGCCGUCCAGGCCUGGUCCUCGCCCCCAACCGAUAACCUCAAAGGCCUCCUAACCGUCGACAUGGACAAAGCCUGGCUGAAAGGCUAUAGCCGCAACAACUUGACCUUCUUCCUCACGGCGGAUGGCAAGACAUACGAUGGGCCGGAAGUCAGCCUGCAACACGAGCCGCCACGGCACGCGCCGAACCAGUCCACGGGUGGGAAGAUAGAUAAGACAGGCCUCAUGAUCGGCUUGCCUGUUGCGCUAGGCUUUGUCCUUUUCGUGGUGGUGGGUCUCUGGUUUGGAAUGCGGAAGACGCGGAGGAUUGGGCUGGGGAGUGUCAUGGGUCGGGGCAGGCAUGGGUACGGGUCGAGAAAGGCGAGGCGGCAGCGGAUGGAUUCGCGCAAGAAGAGUGAUGUUUUGCUGCAGGAGCGAGAGCUAGGGGCGCGGGAGGCUGAGUAUAGGGAUGAAGCACCUCCGCGGCCGAACUUUGCGCAGGGGCAUGUGAGGGAUACGAGUUUAGGGAGCUUGGUCAGUCAGGAUGACGAGCCGAGGAAUCAUUUUAGGAGUGAGGUUGAGAGACAGCGGACGGGCAGGUAA
Messenger RNA from Coniosporium apollinis CBS 100218, 723 nucleotides. RefSeq lists its product as uncharacterized. The coding region runs from base 1 to 723 and encodes 240 amino acids. The record is from RefSeq and is a predicted model, not a curated record. The transcript is spliced from 2 exons. NCBI's taxonomy places the organism in Eukaryota, Fungi, Ascomycota, Dothideomycetes.